This is a messenger RNA of Adelges cooleyi (spruce gall adelgid), 4133 nucleotides long. Its product is annotated as RNA-binding protein 25-like. Bases 230 to 3994 code for a protein of 1254 amino acids. Gene Ontology annotation, cellular component: spliceosomal complex. Gene Ontology annotation, biological process: mRNA processing; regulation of alternative mRNA splicing, via spliceosome. The record is from RefSeq and is a predicted model, not a curated record. The transcript has 11 exons. Gene Ontology annotation, molecular function: protein disulfide isomerase activity; mRNA binding. Lineage: Eukaryota; Metazoa; Arthropoda; Insecta; Hemiptera; Adelgidae.
GAUAGGCCACCACGAGCCAGGCAGUUCACGAUUUUGUUUACAUCAUCAUAUUUUAUCAGCAACCCGCACAUUUUCCAACUACCAGCGCAAGACAACGGUUUAUCCGCAUUUCUCGUUCCAACUUUGCUGACGUCGUAAGUACAACCGCCAAACAAGUAAACCGUGUCGACUGUUCCGUUGACACUUCAUACUUACCACCGGAGUUUGUGUGUGUGUGUACGAGUGCAAGAUGAUGAUCCUGUACGCGGCGGUGUGUGCGCUGUUCCUGGUCCAGUCCACGAUAGCGGACGCCGGUGUUAAAGAAGAGGAAGCCGCUGUCGAAUUAGACGAAGGAGUGUUGGUGCUGACCAAAAACAAUUUCGACCAAGUCACCCAGUCCAAUCAAUAUGUACUCGUCGAGUUUUAUGCACCUUGGUGUGGACAUUGCAAACAACUUGCACCUGAAUACGCAAGUGCUGCUCAAGAAUUGAGUAAACAAGAAUCUCCUAUAAAGUUAGGCAAAGUAGAUGCUACUUUGGAAGGUGAAUUGGCUGAGAAGUUUGGUAUCCGUGGUUACCCGACUUUGAAAUUCUUUAAAAAUGGCAACGCUAUCGAUUAUACAGGUGGCCGAACUAAGGAUGAUAUUCUCCAGUGGGUGGUAAAGAAAUCUGGACCAGCCGCCAAAACUUUAUCGUCCGAGGAGGAGCUUACCUCAUUCAUCGCUAGUAAAGAUGUUGUUAUUGUGGGAUACUUUGAAAAUUUGGAAUCUGACGCAGCAAAAUUAUUCAGUGAUAUCGCCGAUUCUGUUGACGACCAUCCCUUCGCCUUAGUCUCUGACUACUCUAAAUUCUCUAAUAUCGAACAUAAGGAAAAAAUUGUACUCUUCAAAAACUUUGAUGAAAAGAAAGUUGUGUUUGAUGAAGACGUUAAGGAUAUCGAAGACGUGAAAAAGUUUAUUUUCGUUCAUUCGUUACCACCGAUAAUUGAAUUCAAUCAAGAAACGGCACAAAAAAUAUUCGGCGGUCAAAUCAAAAGUCACUUGUUACUCUUCAUGUCGAAAAAAGAAGGUCAUUUUGACAAGUACAUCGAAGACAUUAAACCCGUGGCUUCAGAAUUUAGAGGAAAGAUUGUAUUUGUUUCCAUUAAUGCCGACGAAGAAGAACACGUACGAAUUUUGGAAUUCUUCGGAAUGAAGAAGAACGAAGUACCCAGCAUGAGGGCUAUCAAACUCGAAGAUGAUAUGACAAAAUACAAGCCGGAAUCACCUGAAUUGUCCAGUGAAAAUGUAAAGAAGUUUGUUUCAGAUUUCGUCGCUGGAAAAGUCAAGCAACACUUACUCUCUGAAGAUUUGCCUGAAGAUUGGAACAAAACUUUAGUCUGGACAUUGACUGCCGCCAACUUUGAUGAAGUAGCUUUAGAUCCAACUAAGAAUGUGCUUGUGGAGUUCUAUGCACCGUGGUGUGGACACUGUAAACAACUUGUUCCGAUCUUUGAAAAAGUUGGUGAACAUUUUAGCAAUGACGAUGAUGUUAUAAUCGCAAAGAUGGACGCUACAGUUAAUGAGUUAGAACAUACCAAAAUUUCCAGCUUCCCUACGCUUACGUUUUAUCCCAAAGGAGAUGCUAAGGCUAUCGAAUACAAAGGUGACAGAACGUUGGAAGCUAUAGUCAAGUUCGUGGAGUCUGAUGGUAAACAAGACAAAGCAGAACCCAGCUCGAGCGAAGAAGAAGAUGACGAUGAAGAUGUACCAGUGGCCUCGUUUAACAAAACAUUACCAAUGGACGAUCCAAAUUUGAAUCCAACAGGAUCUAAUGCUGGUUUUCUGCCAACUACAUCGGCAAAUUACUUAGUUAUGCCGUUCACACCUACUGUGCCAAGUGUUCCUGUUCCUCAGUCAAUGGUAUGGACUCCAAUGCAGCAAGUGGUGCCUGUUACACCACACGUUGUGUCAGCCCCACCGCGAUUUAAUCCUCGGGCGACUCGUAAACAUUUUCGCCAACCAACGCCUUCUGAACCACCUAUUACUGUAUUUGUUGGAAAUAUUGCUGAGAAAGCACCUGAUGCUAUGAUCAGGCAUAUAUUGGCCACUUGUGGAAAUAUAGCUUCUUGGAAAAGAGUCCAAGGAUUUGGUUUUUGUGAAUACUAUGGUGCAGAAGCUGCGUUGAGAGCCAUAAAGGUUUUGCAUGAUAUGGAAGUUGGUGGCAAAAAGCUCGUGGUGAAGGUAGAUGCAAAAGCGCAAGAAACCUUGGAUCAGUUCAAAGCAGACAAAAAAGGCACUGAAGAUUCUGAAGAAAAUCAACAGUUUGAGGUUUAUUGUCGUCAAAGGAUCGAUAGCAUAAUUGCUGAGCACAAUGAAGAAAUGAGUAAAGAAGGAAAGAAAAACGAAGAAGAAGAGAAACCCAAUAUUGUGGACGGAGUUGGUUUUGAUUUAGUUCCGAAUGAAGAUGAGAAAAAAAGUUUAAUUACUAGAGAAAUUGGAAAAUUUCGUGAAAAUAUGAAAAAACGAGAAGAAGAAAAAGAAGUAGAAAGAAAAAGGCGACAAGAAAAAGAAAAAUUGAACGGAAGACAUGCAACUCCUGAAAGUCCAGAUUCUGAAGAAAAUAGAAGAAUACGUCGUAGAGAAGAACGAGAUAAACGUGAUAAAGAAAAAGAAGAAAGAGACAAAAGGGAACGAGAACGAGAAAGAGAAAGGGAAAGAGACGAGAGGGAUAAACGUGACAGAGAUCGAGAAAAGAAAGAAAGAAGAGACAAAGAAAGAGAUCGGGAAAAAAAAGAAAGAGAAAAAAGCAUUGACAAAGAAAAUCGUAAAGAAAAAGAACCAGAAAAAAAUAGAGGUCAUUAUGAUAAGAAUAGAUUAAAAGAAAAAGAAAUUGAAGAUGAAGAACUUGAAUUAAAAAAAGAAGAAGACAGACGUCGUGAAAGAGAACAAGCUUACCAGGAAAAACGUAAACAGUGGGAAAUUAGAGAAAAUCAGAAAAAAAAAGAAUUGGCUAAAGAACGUGUUAAAAAACAAAUGAUUGAAGAAGAAAGAGAAAGGAAUGCUAAGAAACUUAAAGAAUUUCUUGAAGAUUACGAUGAUGAAAAAGACGAUGUAAAAUACUAUAAAGGUAGAGAGUUGCAAAAACGAAUUGAGCUCAGAGAAAAAGAAAUUGAAGAAGACGGACGGGAUCGACAGAAGGAAAAAGACGAGCUCGAGGCUAUCCGAGAAAAGAUUUAUAAUAGCGACUUUAAAGAUCCAGAAUUGGAGUUUGCCAAAAUUCUUAAAGCUAGAGAAGAAAUGUAUAAACCUAAAUUAAUAAUAGAUGUUGCGGAAAAGCAAAAAGAUAAAUUGAGACGAUAUGAGGUGGAAUUAGAAAAAGAAAUACAAAAACAAAGGGACAUAGAAAUGGAACAGGAAAGAUACAGACAACAAAAUGAAGAUACACAAACACCUAGUCCACAGCGUCCGGCGACCCCUCCCAGCGUUGAGCCUCAAACACCACCACCUGAAAUGGCUCCGAUGGCCCAGCCUACUACUUUAAUGAUUAAGAAAAGAAUGGAUGUCAAAGACGUAUUUAAUAACGAUGAUGAAGAGCUGCCGAAACCAAAGAAAAGAAAAUUGGUUCCUCUUGAUUAUACAGACAGAAAAGAAGAAGAAAGUAAGGCAGUAGAAGAAAAAAAGAAAAAUAUUCGUCAAUUGAUUGAACGCAUACCCACUGAUAAAGACGAUUUGUUUUCAUUCCAUCUCGACUGGUCUGUGGUUGACAAUCAGUUAAUGGAAAAAAGAAUUAGACCAUGGAUCAAUAAAAAAAUCAUUGAAUACAUCGGAGAACCUGAACCUACAUUAGUCGAUUUCAUAUGCUCUAAAGUUUUAGCUGGUAGUAGUCCCCAGGCUAUACUGGACGAUGUUCAGAUGGUACUUGACGAAGAAGCUGAAGUAUUUGUUGUCAAAAUGUGGAGACUUCUUGUAUAUGAAGUUGAAGCUAAAAAAUUGGGGUUGGUCAAACUGGAAGAAAACGGCCACAAAGAUCCUUAGUUAAGUUAUUAUUACUAUGUAUAAUUUUGUAAAUAAAUAUGCAUACUAAGAAAACCACGUUUUUUAAAUCUUAUUGAUGACAUAUUUAUCAUCUUAAUAAUAAAGACAUAUUUAAAUAAAUAAACACUUUAGUAAUUAA